Molecule: messenger RNA, 1840 nt
Organism: Heteronotia binoei (common prickly gecko)
Lineage: Eukaryota; Metazoa; Chordata; Lepidosauria; Squamata; Gekkonidae
Gene: B3GNT3
Product: UDP-GlcNAc:betaGal beta-1,3-N-acetylglucosaminyltransferase 3
Exons: 4
Coding region: 512-1651 (379 amino acids)
Cellular component (GO): membrane
Molecular function (GO): hexosyltransferase activity
Source: RefSeq, a predicted model, not a curated record
GCUUGUGGGGAAGGCUGCCUCUAGGCAAAUUCAUCUGGGUAUCACCAAGCCCCACCUUCCUCAGCUGGGCUGGGCCUUCCUCUCAGGUGAGAGUUAAGCUCAGGUGUGUGAGGGAAGGCUGAAAGGCAACAUUUCCUGCUAAAGAGACGGAAUAAGAAUUCCAGGUGGAUCUGAGGCAACAUUUCCUGCUAAAGAGACGGAAUAAGAAUUCCAGGCUCUCAAUUGCAAGCAGAGCUACUGAACAAGCCCCUUUUUAUUGGCUGAGGCUCCUCCCCCUCCUGAUCCUCUGAGGAAGGAAGGAAAGAGCCUGAAAGCAAACAGUGAAGAAGGAGACGAGAACCUGGCUGGUGACUCAUUCCGUUGUAACCAAGAAAGCAAGCAGGUGAGAAAGCAAACCCCAGGAGGCUCUCUCUUGCUGUUGUGUUCUGCAACCCCCGAGGCGUAUAUUGUUGCUACAACACACAAAAGGCUUGGCUGGAUGGAGAAGGAUCCCGGCUACAGCAGGUGAAAAAUGUCACGACAUUGGCGCCACAAGUUGGAAGUUGCCGUCCUGAGCUUCAUUGGCUUCACUGGGUUCUUUUUCCUCUUUCAAAGCAACAAGAAUGGCCCAGGCCUGAAAGAGGCAAUAGGCACUCCUGUCACCAUCCCACCGAUAAUUACUGAACGCCCCAAGCCUAUUGCUGAGUGUUGGGAGAAUGUGUUGGUGGCCAAUAUCUCUGGGUUUGCAAAACUUCCUGACCACAUCAAGGACUUCUUGAGAUAUAAGCACUGCAAGGAGUUCCCUCUGCUUCUGGAUAUGCCAGAUAAGUGUGGAGGCCCAGACAAAUCCUAUGACACCUUCUUGCUUCUCGCUAUCAAGUCAUCUCCGGGGAAUUAUGAACGGCGUGAAAUCAUCCGCAAGACUUGGGGCCAGGAACGAACGUACGCAGGCGUCAAUAUUCGGAGGCUCUUCUUGUCUGGGCAGGUGGCCAAUGCUCGUGAUGCUAGGAAAACUAACCAGCUCUUGAAAAUUGAGGCAGAAGAGAAUGGAGACAUCCUCCAGUGGAAUUUCCUCGACAGUUUCUUCAACCUGACGCUCAAGCAAGUCCUCUUCCAUUCCUGGAUGGAGGCCCACUGCCCCGGUGUCCGUUUCGUCUUCAAUGGGGAUGACGAUGUCUUUGCCAACACGGAUAAUAUUAUCCGCUACUUGCUGGAUGUCCCAGGUGCAGGAGAUGAACACCUCUUUGUUGGCCAGCUUAUUACCAAUGUGGGCCCCAUCCGUGAGAAGUGGAGCAAAUAUUAUGUACCGGAGCAAGUGACUGCCUCCAAGUCCUAUCCCCCUUACUGUGGCGGCGGGGGUCUUCUUAUGUCCGGCUACACUUCACGCACCAUCUACAAGGAAUCCCUGGGCAUCGAGCUCUUUCCAAUUGAUGACGUGUACUUGGGGAUGUGUCUCGAGAAAGCAGGGCUCAAACCUUCUUCUCACAUGGGCAUCCGGACGGUGGGUGUGCACGUGCCUUCCUCCAAGUUGGAGUCCUUUGACCCCUGCUAUUACAAGGAACUCCUUCUGGUCCAUCGCUUUGUGCCCUACGAGAUGCUGGUGAUGUGGAGAGCCAUCCACCAGCCCAACUUGAUCUGUGGGAAGAAAAUGGAGGUCUAUCAGAGUCUCUGAAGAACCCUGGGGUUGCAUGGGAGGCAGGGCUUGAAAUGGACGGUGAUAAUGGACUACAUAUUUAUUUUGAUUGGCUUGUAUUUCGCAGCCAGUAUGUGACUUGGUUUGGUUCCCCUAAUGCCCCCAUAGUCCAAUGGAAAGGUGAGAACCAUUUUAGGGAAACUGAUAUUAAAAUAUGACUCAAAGAAA